Messenger RNA from Platichthys flesus (European flounder), 1571 nucleotides. RefSeq names its product synaptobrevin-like 1 (gene vamp7). Gene Ontology annotation, biological process: exocytosis; vesicle fusion. Gene Ontology annotation, molecular function: SNARE binding; SNAP receptor activity. The record is from RefSeq and is a predicted model, not a curated record. Lineage: Eukaryota; Metazoa; Chordata; Actinopteri; Pleuronectiformes; Pleuronectidae. Gene Ontology annotation, cellular component: SNARE complex; membrane. The coding region runs from base 223 to 882 and encodes 219 amino acids. The transcript has 8 exons.
CGGGUAAGAGAGGUGGUGCGAACUACAUUACCCAGCAGCAGAGUGAUUGGCUUCCUGUGUGGACGUCUGGGCGAUUUUGCCAAGCAGAAGUCACUCGGAGGGGAUUAGCUAGCUCGCUAGCAGCUGAACCGUCUUUAGAUGUCGGAAUUUGCGCUAAAUGAGCGGCUUUGAACAGGGUUGACCCAUCAAGUGAGUAUUGGAGCGGAAAUCCCAGCUGUUGCCAUGGCAAUCCUGUUUGCUGUGGUGGCUCGUGGAACCACCAUCCUGGCCAAGAAUGCGUGGUGUGGUGGGAACUUCCUGGAGGUGACUGAGCAGAUCUUAGCCAAAAUCCCCUCCGAGAAUAACAAGCUGACUUACAGCCACGGCAGCUAUCUCUUCCAUUACAUCUGCCAUGACAGAAUCAUAUACCUGUGUAUCACUGAUGAUGACUUUGAGAGAUCACGUGCAUUCAGCUUCCUCAGUGAAGUCAAGAAGCGUUUCCAGACCACAUACGGGUCUCGAGCACAAACAGCGCUGCCGUACGCCAUGAACAGCGAGUUCUCCUCAGCAAUGGCAGCUCAGAUGAAACACCACUCAGACCCACGCGGAUCUGAUCGUCUGACCGAGAGUCAGUUGCAAGUGGAUGACCUGAAGGGCAUUAUGGUCCGCAACAUAGACUUGGUAGCCCAGAGAGGAGAGAGGCUGGAGCUGCUGAUUGACAAGACAGAAAAUCUGGUUGAUUCAUCGGUCACAUUCAAGACGACGAGUCGCAACCUUGCACGAGCCAUGUGUAUGAAGAACCUCAAGCUGACUCUGGUCAUCGUGCUGGUGAGCCUGGUUGUCCUUUACUGUAUUGUCUCUGCUGCCUGUGGAGGCCUCCGCUGGCAGACGUGUGUCAAAUGAGAGGAGAGUAGGGACAGAAAAAGAGGGAGAUAGAGGGGAAACAAAGGACGAGGAGGGGAAACCGCCUGUUCAACUCUGCCUGCUAAUGGACACAAAAGGAAACACAGCUUUCCUUGCUUUCCCCCUUAAGCUUCAUCAUCCGUGGAAGACACAUGCUGCUGCUCCUCCUCCUGCAUCCCCCCCACCCCCCCUUUGAGAGCGUGCACAUUGACUCACCUGCUGGAGAGGGAGUCCCACCUCUUACUCACACGUAUGGACAGCAGCCAUGUGGCCUCAAACUCAUGCGGAACAAUAAUCUUGUCUUAUUCUUGUCUGGUAUGUUCAUCCUGUCUUAUGCACUUAGUGGCCUCAUGUAUCAGUCUGUGAUACUGUCCUGCACCGAUCUAUGUCCUUUAAUCCAUUGAGACUAAUGCCAGAAUCACAACAAACAACAAAGAUAGCAGAGAUUACUUGGUUAUUUCCCUUUGUUUAAUUUGAUGACAAUGAGAGACGUGGGACGUGAAAGUAGCAAGUUACAUUACAGUGUCCGGUCAUAUAACUGAAAACUAUUUUUUGUUUGUUUGACAAACCUGAUGCCGUAUACAGAGAUCCUGAUUUACAUGUUUUAAGUACCAAGCACAGUAGUAUCUUCUAAAUGUCUGUACAAAACCAGAUAUGAUCAUACAAAUAAACAUUUUACAUUUGAUUCA